Molecule: messenger RNA, 2953 nt
Organism: Cygnus olor (mute swan)
Lineage: Eukaryota; Metazoa; Chordata; Aves; Anseriformes; Anatidae
Exons: 7
Coding region: 213-1823 (536 amino acids)
Source: RefSeq, a predicted model, not a curated record
GGGAGGGAUGACAACCCCGAGUCAACGCGCAUCACAAUCGGGGGCGGGCUAUAUAAGUGGGGCUGAGCGAGGCUGGCUGCCAUUUUGCCGCGAGCUGACGAGCGAAGAGGGACAAGCUUGAGCUGGGAAGGUGGAGCAAGGGGACCGUGAGUGCGGUCCAGCUGAUCCUCCUCAAGCCAGCCAAGUUUGGCGCUCUGUGGCAAGUCACAGGCAUGGCUGAUCCCUGGGGAAUGAGCUUCUUCCCCAGCCCAGAAGCCUUCUGGGCCUUCUGCUCCUUCCUGUGGCUGCUGCUGCUGGCGUUUGCCUGCUUCUCCAUGAUGCCGUGUGGCAAGCCGCAGGAAGGGAGGACGAGGAGGUGCUGUUACAGAAGGAACCAGGAGAAUCGCAGAGUUUGGACCCUCCACAACUCUUCAUGGCGCAAGAGGAAGCAAUGUCCCGAGCACGCAAAGAUGGAUGGAAUAGUUGAACUAGCCCAACUGUUCAACAGGACCCUUGAGGACCUCAACAGAUACAUGGAAAUGCUCAACUUGGAGUUGCCAGAGGACAGCAGUGAGUCUACCACUUCUGACACAGAGAGUGAAACCAGCUGCUCUUCAACGGUGUCUCUGGACUCUUGGAGCACCAUCUCCUGCACUACCAUCACGGAGAGCGAAUCCACACAGAUUUCAAGGGCAUCUACCCCCACUCCUCUGCAGAAAGAAGACUCACUUCAUGCUUCUGUGUUCCAGCCUGGCCUCAUGCAUCCCAAGGCUGGCCCAGGGGAGCAGCAUGACCAUGACACUUGCCAACCCUGCAGGAAAGAAGUGGUCAGAUGCCACAGGGCCAGCAGUGUGCACCAACACCAGCAACACGUCCAGGUCCAGCAGGCUGCUCCCACCCAUCCUCCAGAGGUGCCCAAAUUCCACUCCAUGGAAAUGAAGACAUCUUUGCCACAAAAGAAAUCCAAGGAGGCCUUAAACUACUUCACCUCACAUAAGAAAGAGGAGGAGAAACUGCGCCUGCCAGCUGAUGGGGACAAGCCUCCACAAAAUGAUCCAGCCUCUGCUUCGAAAGUAUCGAAGCAAGAAGAAGAGCCUAAUAUGAAGGCGGUUCCCAUGGUGUGGGACCUGACCUUCAUAGACAAGGCUGUGAAAAAUCAGCUGGAGCAUGUAGUGGAAAAAAUGUAUAUACAAAAGCAAUUUGGACUGUCAGAGAUGCUGUUGUCCUGUGAGGGGAGCUUUUCAGCCACUGUCCUGGAAGCAAGGACAGCUGUCCCAACCACAGCUCCUCGAUCACCCCAAUGGCGAGCAGAGCCACAUGUGGUGGUGACUCCUGUGGAGAAGGACCCACCCUGUGUGGAAAAGACUGUGAACCGUCAUCUGGAGGGGCCUAACGGACAAAAGCAGACAAAAGAGCUCUUCGGGCUACCAGGGAUCCUGGCUUGCCUGAAAAGAUCUUCAGACCCCGUCCUGGGACAAAAAGACUCCCAGACUGAGCCUGUCCACUCUGUGCCAGCAGCUAUUCUGAGAGUGGAACAAGGGAUGAAGCCUCAGGAGGAUGGGGACAGACCCCACCAGAAAAUGGAGUGUGGAGGAAGAGCCAGCGGCAGCAGCACGACCAGCAAGACGACCCUGCCUGGCACCAGCAAGAUGAACCAGGACCCUGGGGCAGCAGGGGAUUCCCCUUCCACCCAGGCAGAGCAGGCGUCGCCACAGAGCAAGGGAGCUCCGCGGGGUCAAUCAGAUAAGAAGGGUGAGGGCCCCAGCAUCUCCACUACGGGGGACAUGGGGACACCACCGCCUCCAAGAAGAAGGCCCCCACAGAGAAAAAAACAGCUCCAGUGAGGACAGACCCUCAGCUCUGCCACGGCCUCCACACCACGUUUGGAUCUGUCUUGAUAUCCACCAUGUGACAAGGGUCCUCGCAGCACCAAGAGACUGCCACAAAGCCAAACAAAUUGCUGAAGAUCUGCAGAAGCAGGUGCAGGCUUCACAGUCGGAGCAGCUCCCAGACAAUGUGGGGCAACCAAGGAUGGACCCAGCAGCAGAGGGCACCGGGGCCGUGCCACGCAGAAGACGUAGAAGGGCACGGAAGGACAAGGGAUGCUCCCAGGACAGACCCGUCUUCGCAAGACUCCGUCCAAAGUUCAUCAAAGCCCCAAACCACAACCUGCCUGGCACGGAAAGCUCCCAGAAUUUGGCUCUGUCUGCAGCUGCAGUCCCAGGUGCAGCUGGAGGAAAGACAGUGGGAGAGAAGAAACCAUCUGCAGAGAGGGCCAAGGUUCAGCAGGACCCAGCAGGGCACGGAGCCAGCAAGCAGCAGAUCCCUGCCAGCCCCACCAGGGAGUAGGGGCUCUCUCAAUAAAUGUGUCAGUGGAAACAAGCUCAUGGGCGAGUGUCUCUAAUUUCCUGGGGAAGCACUGCGGCUCCCCUGCUCACUACUAGGCCCUCCUUGCAUGGGCAAGGCUGGCAGCGCUGUUGGCUGCUUCUGUGGGGAGGAGUGGGUUGGGGGUGGCCUUCCCCUGAGGCUUUCAGAGGCAGCAUGGGCUGCCAAGCUCCCUGGAGGCUCAACUUGGAGUUGCCAGAGGACAGCAGUGAGUCUACCACUUCUGACACAGAGAGUGAAACCAGCUGCUCUUCAACGGUGUCUCUGGACUCUUGGAGCACCAUCUCCUGCACUACCAUCACGGAGAGCGAAUCCACACAGAUUUCAAGGGCAUCUACCCCCACUCCUCUGCAGAAAGAAGACUCACUUCAUGCUUCUGUGUUCCAGCCUGGCCUCAUGCAUCCCAAGGCUGGCCCAGGGGAGCAGCAUGACCAUGACACUUGCCAACCCUGCAGGAAAGAAGUGGUCAGAUGCCACAGGGCCAGCAGUGUGCACCAACACCAGCAACACGUCCAGGUCCAGCAGGCUGCUCCCACCCAUCCUCCAGAGGUGCCCAAAUUCCACUCCAUGGAAAUGAAGACAUCUUUGC